GAGACUCUGUGGGGCGGGCGGCACUUCCGGCGGCACCGGGACCGGGAGCAGGAGCGGGACCGGGAGAUGCGGGUGCGCGUGCGGAGCUGGCACGGAGUCGCGUCCUGGCUGUGGGUGGCCAACGACGAGAACUGCGGCAUCUGCCGGAUGGCCUUCAACGGCUGCUGCCCCGACUGUAAGGUUCCCGGAGACGACUGCCCGUUGGUGUGGGGGCAGUGCUCGCACUGCUUCCACAUGCACUGCAUCCUCAAGUGGCUGAACUCGCAGCAGGUGCAGCAGCACUGCCCCAUGUGCCGCCAGGAGUGGAAGUUCCGCGAGUGACGGCGGCACCGGGCACGGCCGUGACCCGCCCGGCCCGGCCCGGCCCGCCCAAUAAACGUGCGACGCCAGUCCGUGUCCGUGUCCGUGUGCGGUGUCCCGGGCUCGGUGCUCGGAGCGGGGCCGGGCAGUGACUCCGCCGGGCGCCCCGCGGGCUCCGCCGCCCCGGGAAGCGGAGCGGC
Messenger RNA from Melospiza georgiana, 500 nucleotides. It is a transcript of the gene ANAPC11, whose product is annotated as anaphase promoting complex subunit 11. Gene Ontology annotation, molecular function: cullin family protein binding; zinc ion binding; ubiquitin protein ligase activity. Lineage: Eukaryota; Metazoa; Chordata; Aves; Passeriformes; Passerellidae. Gene Ontology annotation, biological process: anaphase-promoting complex-dependent catabolic process; protein ubiquitination; positive regulation of mitotic metaphase/anaphase transition. The record is from RefSeq and is a predicted model, not a curated record. The coding region runs from base 67 to 321 and encodes 84 amino acids. The transcript has 2 exons. Gene Ontology annotation, cellular component: anaphase-promoting complex; nucleus.